Morus notabilis is the source of this 2210-nucleotide messenger RNA. RefSeq names its product acidic leucine-rich nuclear phosphoprotein 32-related protein. Gene Ontology annotation, cellular component: nucleus. Gene Ontology annotation, molecular function: histone binding. The transcript is spliced from 2 exons. Lineage: Eukaryota; Viridiplantae; Streptophyta; Magnoliopsida; Rosales; Moraceae. The coding region runs from base 563 to 1948 and encodes 461 amino acids. The record is from RefSeq and is a predicted model, not a curated record.
GCACCCGAACCCACGCCACGAACCGCGAGCCCCUUCCUCUAGAGGUUUAUCCCGACUCGCGCACUCCAACCAAUAGAAGAGAGAGAGAGCGAAUUUUAGAGAGAGAAAGAGAGGAAUUUUGGGUCUAUUUUUAUUUUUUCUUUUCAUUUGCUUCUGAAACGUUUUCCAACUUACAGAAAGAGUUCGUACAUCAAGAAACGAAAAACAGGGUUUUACAUGAGAAAAGAAGGGGAUUCGAAAUUUCCCGACUGUUAUUCAUCUUCUUCUCAAAAAAUCUAGGGUUAGUGCUAAAUAAACCUCGAGUUCUUCUUCAUUCCAACGGACAAUUGCUUUUUAAUUUCUGCUUUUUGCGUGCUCUGAAUCGGUUCCUGUGGUGUAGAAAUAUAUAUAUAUAUAUAUAUAUUUAUUUAUAGACAGAUAUAUACAGGUGGGUGGGUCUGUGUGCGUGCGUAUAUAUAUAGAGAGAGAGAGAGAGAGAGAGUGAGAGAGAGAGAGAGAGAGAGAGAGAGAGAGAGAUUUUGAGGUUUUGGUUUUGUAUGAGAUAAGAAGCGGUGUCGUUUUGAUGGAUGAGAUCUGGGAGAGAGCCGUUGAGACGGCGCUGGACGGCCAGACGGACUAUGCGGCGGCUCGGACGCUGACGCUCGACGGCGCCGUGAAGUGCGUCCAGGGUCGGCUUCCGCCGCCGAGCCUUCUGGAGAAGUUCCAGAACCUUCAGCACCUGUCCAUAGCCAACAUCGGCGUCUCGUCGCUUGAGCAGUUCCCGCGCCUUCGGAGCCUGGAGAAGCUCAUCCUCUCCGACAAUCGGAUCGCCGGCGGCCUUGAAUUUCUCGUCGAAGCGGGUUUGGAUUCGCUCCGCGACCUUGACCUAUCGAAUAACCGGAUUCAAUACAUCGAAGAUCUCGCCCCGCUCGCGCAGCUCAAGCUCGUUUCGCUCGAUCUCUACGAGUGUCCGGUCACGCGCGUCAAGGAUUAUCGAUCUAGGGUUUUCGGCUUGAUAAAAUCGCUCAAGUAUUUGGAUAAGAUGGACGCGGAGGAGAACGAGAGGCCGGAGUCCGAUGACGAGGAGGAGGAGGAAGAUGAGGAGGAGGAUGACCCUGGGAGCGGAGAAAUCGACGGCGAGGAUCGGCCGUAUAGAAUGAACAACGGUCACAGCGAGGGGGUUGAGGGAGUUGUUGAUGUGGACGAGGAUGAGGAGAGUGACGCCGAUGAGGAGGAGACGGAGACGGCACGGAGGGCGAACGGACAGAAUCAUCUGACAAAUGGGUUUAGGGUUGCUCCGGUGGAGGGGGAGGGAGGGUAUGAGGACGAGGAGGACGGCGAUGAUGAUGAAGAGAACGAAUCACGAGAGGAAAUCGACGAAGAGGAGGGGGAGGAUGACGAUGUGGUGGAGGUUCAUGAGAUUGGCGACAGCGAUGAAGAAGAUGGGAUUGAAUAUGACGAGGAGGAUGAUGAUGAUGAUGACGAUGAGGACGAGGAUGCGGAAGAGGUCGAUAAUGAUGAGGCGGAUUUCGCCGAGCCGGAGAGUACGGGGCGGUUGACGAGCACAGAAGGAGAGAUUGAUGGGCACGAACAAGGGGAGGACGAUGGGGAUGAGGAUGAUAAUGGAGAGACUGGUGAGGAAGAGCAGGGUGUUGAGGAGGAUGGAGAAUUUGAAGAAGAUGGUGAGGAAGAGGAAGAAGACUCUGGCGCAGGCUACUUAGUUCAACCAGUGGCACCGAAUGAGGGAGAAGACGCUGGAGGUAGCGACAUGGAACCAGGGGGGAACGAAGAAGAAGGUGAUGAUGGUGAAGAGGAGGAAGAAGUUGAAGACGAUGAUGAAGUUCAGGAGCUGCCUCCCUCUUCUUCGCACUUAAAGAGGAAGAGAGAUGAGGAGGAAGAUGAAGGUGAGGAUGAUGAAGAUGACGAUGAUGUUGUUGAGCACAACAAGUCUUCAAAGAAGCAUCACUGACACUUACCUAAGAUCUUGCAUUAUUUAAAUGUUUUUUCUUCAAUGUCCUUUUUAGUAUGGAGACCGGGGAACCUUAGAUAGAUUGGUUGGUAGUGAUUUUGGCUCUGAGCUCUCUUCUUUGGACAAAUAUAUAGCAGGUGGGAGAUUAUUGUAUCCUUGUGGUUUCAGUUCAAAAAAUCGUUAGUGUUUGUCCCCGCUUGGAUCUGUUAGAUAGCCGUUACUCUUUGUUAUUCAAAUGGCAGUUAAGAAGGGUUCACAAGCA